CCCAGGCUGUACGCCACCAGGCGGAGGGCAGAACUGGGAGAGGACCCAGGAGGGGAGAGCUAGGCGAAAACCAUUCAGAUCGCUUGUUUCUCUCCAGCGAGAAAACUUUCCCUGGAACGCCGGAAACUUUUUCCUGCGCGCGCAGUGUCUGAAACGGAGGCGAGCGGCGGCGGUGCGCAUCUCGAAUCGGGUGACUCACGCCGGGGACCCCAAGGGGGUGUUGGCUCGGAGUGGGGUUUUAAGAGAUCCCAGAAGCAGCAUUGGGAGAAGCCUUUUCCGUGCGUGGCCAGAAACGUCUGGUCCUGAAGACACAGCUCAAUCCUCACCUAGACUUAUGACCCGAGGCCUUGCUCCCCUCCUGCCUGUUGAGUUCCACAAGAUGGGCUCCUUCCGCCGUCCCAGACCACGAUUUAUGAGCUCUCCCGUGCUCAGUGAGCUGCCUCGCUUCCAGGCUGCCCAGCAGGCUCUGCAGCUGAGUUCCAACUCUGCCUGGAACAGCGUACAGACAGCUGUGAUCAACGUUUUCAAAGGGGGCGGCUUGCAGAGCAAUGAACUGUAUACACUGAACGAGAACAUCAGGCGGCUGCUGAAGAGUGAACUUGGAUCAUUCAUUUCAGACUAUUUCCAGAACCAGCUUCUUGCAAAAGGACUGUCCUUUGUGGAGGAGAAGAUCAAGCAGUGUGAAGGUGAUAGUCUCAUUGAGGUUCUGGCUGAAGUCUGGGAUCACUUCUUCACCGAGACUCUCCCCACCCUGCAGGCAAUAUUUUAUCCGGUUCAGGGACAGGAGCUGACCAUCCGCCAGAUCUCCCUGCUGGGCUUCCGGGACCUGGUCUUGCUGAAGGCGAAGCUGGGUGACUCGCUACUGUUGGCACACUCCCGGUUGCCCUCAUCGGUUAUACAGAUGCUGCUCAUUCUGCAGAGUGUUCACGAGCCCACAGGCCCAAGCGAGGGUUAUUUGCAGCUGGAGGAGCUGGUGAAGCAAGUGGUGUCUCCCUUCCUCGGCAUCAGUGGGGACCGCAGCUGCACAGGCCCCACGUACUCAUUGGCCAGGAGGCAUUCCAGGGUCCGGCCCAAGGUGACUGUCCUGAACUACGCCUCUCUGAUGACCUCGGUUGGCCGGCCACUGAAUGAGAUGGCCCUGACUCCGCUAACAGAACAGGAAGGAGAGGCGUACCUGGAGAAGUGUGGCAGUGUGCGGCGGCACACCGUGGCCAAUGCCCACUCGGACAUCCAGCUGUUGGCUAUGGCCACCAUGAUGCACUCAGGGUUAGGGGAGGAGGCUGGCAGCGAGGACAAGCACCUGCUCCUGCCACCCAGCUUCCCGCCACCACACCGCCAGUGCUCCAGUGAGCCCAGCAUCCCCGACAGCCCCGAUGAACUGGAACUAGAGGAUGUAGCAAGUGGCAGCCAGGAAGACUCAGAGAUGAACUGUGCUUCUCUCAGCUGAACUGGUACCUCAGGGGUUUCCCCAUUUCUGCUUUGUGGCCAGGAUGAGGACUGUGUGGAUGUCUCUUCUCCAUGGAUCACCGAGGCGCUCUGCCUUAUUUCUUAGGGCCCAAGCCGAGUCUCCACGCCCUCAGAAAACACCUGUAAACCUCUCCACUUCGGUGUCUGUGACUAGCUCCUCAUGCCACCGUUCUCCUGACUUCCAGCUCCCCGACUUCAUCUGGAUCUUCAUCUCUGAACCUUUCUCAUUAUAUUGGACUGGCCGAUGCUCCUAGCAUAUAACGCUCUGGCAUGACUAUAGCAGAAGGUUGAACAACACGUGAGCAUCUAGAAUGAGCCAGUCUUGCCAGUUCCCCUAAUGAUCCCAUGAAGCAGAAGCCAAUGGGUAGAAAGAAUAGUAGAAGUUCUGUUUAGCAUGGAAGGUCAACUGUAGCCCAUGUCAUGCAUGGCCCUGGGAAUGUGUCCUCAUCACUUUGGUUGUAGUGACUUAGAAAGCAUUAUCCUCCUCGUGGGUGAGGAUACAGGAGCACCCUUAGGUAUGUCCAGAUGUCAUGUGCUGUCUACAUGAAGGGCUCUUUAGACUAGGAGAAUUUGCCAGAUUGGCACAGCCCUGCCUUGCAUUUAGCCUCAACAUGUCCCUCUUAGGCCUCCCCCCAGACUGCAGGAAUGACCCCUCUCAGUCACUGGUGCCUUAGUCCUCUAGUUUCAGGAACUGACCGCUUCCUGUUGUACAUUUGAGAGGCUGGCUGACAAAGACUGACCUAGUCUACCUGGAUUUCACUUGAAUUUGUAAAACGUGUAUUGUUCAAAAAAAAAAAGUUCUCAAAUAUUUGCAUGUA
Molecule: messenger RNA, 2285 nt
Organism: Arvicola amphibius (Eurasian water vole)
Lineage: Eukaryota; Metazoa; Chordata; Mammalia; Rodentia; Cricetidae
Gene: Prr5l
Product: proline rich 5 like
Exons: 9
Coding region: 335-1447 (370 amino acids)
Biological process (GO): TORC2 signaling
Cellular component (GO): TORC2 complex
Source: RefSeq, a predicted model, not a curated record